This is a messenger RNA of Eutrema salsugineum, 2400 nucleotides long. Its product is annotated as mediator of RNA polymerase II transcription subunit 34. Gene Ontology annotation, cellular component: cytoplasm; mediator complex; chromosome. Bases 59 to 2179 code for a protein of 706 amino acids. Lineage: Eukaryota; Viridiplantae; Streptophyta; Magnoliopsida; Brassicales; Brassicaceae. The record is from RefSeq and is a predicted model, not a curated record. Gene Ontology annotation, biological process: DNA replication; double-strand break repair via homologous recombination. Gene Ontology annotation, molecular function: ATP binding; four-way junction helicase activity; nucleic acid binding. The transcript has 20 exons.
UGGAAGUGACGCCGACGACGGAAGGGUAAAACACGCCGUUGAUUCAGCCCGCGAAUCAAUGGAAAGUCAAGCGAUUCAGGACGAGCUUGAGAGCUUAGAGCUUGAGAUCAAAGAUGUUCAAGGUCAGAUAAGUGCAUUGAUCGAGCAUCAAGACAGGUUAUACGAGAGGAAGUCUGAGCUAAAGACAUUGUUGAAAGCACUAGCAGCUUCAGGAAGUCCUGUUGCAUCUGCUGGCUCGAGUGCUAUAGAGAAUUGGUCUGAGCCAUUCGAGUGGGAUUCGCGUGCUGAUGAUGUUAGGUUCAACAUUUUCGGUAUAUCCAAGUACAGGGCCAACCAGAAGGAAAUCAUUAACGCUGUAAUGGCGGGAAGAGAUGUCCUGGUGAUCAUGGCAGCAGGUGGUGGGAAGAGUCUUUGCUAUCAACUUCCCGCUAUACUUCGUGGUGGUACAACUCUUGUUGUCAGCCCUUUGCUUUCACUGAUUCAGGACCAGGUUAUGGGUUUGGCUGCUCUAGGGAUUUCAGCCUACAUGCUGACUUCUACCUCUGGCAAGGAAAAUGAGAAAUUUGUUUACAAGGCACUUGAGAAGGGUGAAGAUGACCUUAAGAUACUAUAUGUAACACCGGAAAAGGUAUCAAAGAGCAAAAGAUUCAUGUCAAAGCUUGAAAAGUGCCACAAUGCUGGUCGCCUCUCUCUUAUUUCAAUUGAUGAGGCUCAUUGUUGUAGUCAAUGGGGUCACGAUUUUCGCCCUGAUUACAAGAACUUAAGCAUUCUAAAAACUCAGUUCCCAAAAGUUCCCAUGGUGGCGUUGACGGCAACUGCUACACAGAAGGUCCAAAAUGAUCUGAUAGAGAUGCUGCAUAUUCCUAAAUGCGUCAAAUUUGUUAGCAGUGUUAACAGGCCAAAUCUCUUUUACUCGGUACGAGAAAAGUCGCUAGUUGGUAAAGUUGUGGUUGAUGAAAUAGCAGAAUUCAUACGGGAAUCAUAUUCUAACAAUGAAUCUGGAAUAGUCUAUUGUUUCUCUCGAAAGGAGUGUGAACAGAUUGCAGGUGACUUACGAGAUAGAGGGAUCUCUGCUGAUUUUUACCACGCAGAGAUGGAUGUAAAUAUGCGUGAAAAAGUGCAUAUGCGAUGGAGUAAGAACAAGUUGCAGGUCAUUGUUGGAACAGUUGCCUUUGGCAUGGGAAUCAACAAGCCUGAUGUCAGGUUUGUCAUCCAUCACAGUUUGAGCAAAUCAAUGGAAACUUACUACCAGGAGAGUGGUCGUGCUGGUCGUGAUGGCCUCCCAUCUGAGUGCGUCCUCUUUUUCCGUUCGGGUGAUGUUCCCAGGCAGAGUUCCAUGGUCUUCUACGAGUAUUCUGGUCUGCAGAACCUCUAUGAUAUAGUACGAUAUUGUCAGUCUAAAACAAAAUGUCGUCGAAGUGCUUUUUUCCGUCAUUUUGGGGAGCCAUCACAAGAUUGCAAUGGAAUGUGCGACAACUGUGCCUUGUCAAGUGAGGUCAAGGAAGUUGAUGUAUCGGACCUAGCUAAGCUCGUGGUUUCUAUGGUGCAAGAAAUGCAAGCCAAGGAUCAAAGAGUGACAAUGUUACAGCUGGGUGACAAACUGAGAACUAAGCACAAGGAUCUAAGUGCUGAGCUAAAGAGAGAAGAGAUAGAACACCUCGUGAUAAAACUGAUUGUUGACUCGGUAUUGAAAGAAGAAUUCCAGCACACACCAUACUCAACAAACGCUUAUGUAACAACGGGACCAUUGGCAAACCAAUUGUUGCAAGGAAGAAAGACGAUCAAAACAGAAACCUCAAGCAGACAAAUCAACAAGAAAUCAAAAAGAAGUGUUUCAUAUUCCGGAAUAGAAUUCAAGCUUGACGAGCUACGGAAAGAGAUAUCUGCAGCUCAUGGAAGCAUACUCCCUCACACGGUCCUCUCAACUCAGCAGAUUGGCUCGAUAAGUUCCCGAAAACCAGAUUCACUACAAGAGUUGGAGAGUAUUAUAGGAAAACUGAAAACAGAGAAGUACGGAGACAGGAUUCUCGAAGUGAUGAGACAGGAUGCAGUCUCUGAACAACUUGGUGAAGAUCCAACAAAUGAAGAGACAUGUAAAAGCAGAUCAAGUAAAAGAGCUAAGACACAGAAGAAUGUUGUUUUGGUAGAGAGCAGCGAAGAUGAAGAAGAAGAAGCUUGAUGAAUUAAAUAUCUUUAGUCCAAUCAUCGUAGUUUUUUGGAGAAUUUUAGUUCUUUCUUUCUUUGUUGAAGCCGGUUUACACCAUUCUUUAUGUCAGGAAUUGAUCCGGUUUUUAAAUUAUAUAUAUAUAUAAAAAAAAACAGAAUCUGACCGAUUUACAUGGUUUGAGUUUCUUGCUAACAGCUCUUCGUGCUUUUAUGCAUUUAGGAAUUGACGUUUAA